AUGGGCAAAGGAAAACCCAGAGGUUUGCAAAGUGCACGUAAAUUACGCACACAUCGCCGUGAAGAACGGUGGGCAGAUAAGGCUUAUAAGAAAAGAGCCUUGGGUACUGCCUAUAAAUCUUCUCCAUUCGGUGGAUCCUCACACGCUAAGGGAAUCGUUCUCGAGAAAAUUGGUGUAGAAGCAAAGCAACCGAAUUCUGCUAUUCGAAAAUGUGUUCGUGUUCAAUUGAUCAAAAAUG
Acaulospora morrowiae is the source of this 238-nucleotide messenger RNA. The record is from the annotation of a GenBank genome assembly. NCBI's taxonomy places the organism in Eukaryota, Fungi, Glomeromycota, Glomeromycetes, Diversisporales, Acaulosporaceae.